UACAUUGUCAGUGGUCAAUCAGUUGUCAAUUUUUCUUAUUACAUUCCGUUUCAUUUCAUUCAUUGCACGUGUAUUUCAUCAAUUUAUAAUCUUUCUCAAAAACGAAGUCCAUCUUCGGUAUUUAGUAAUUGUGUAAACGUCAGAAAUAAAUAGGUCAAUAAAUUUAGUUCUGUGGAUAUCAUUAUCACAGAUAACUGUAUAAAGUCUAUACACCGCGUCCAAACUGGUUUAGUGUUUACAUGAUUUCUAAUUGGUUUUACUUAAGUUCAUGGAAAUAAAUUAAUAAUUAGAACCAAAAUGCUGCCUUCAAAGAUGCAAAUAAAUAAAAAAUUACUGCCCAUUAAAGGGCACUUCUUCUUCUUCAAUGCUGGGACGGCGCCGUUGGUACCAUAUUUGUCUACCUAUGCUCGUCAAUUAGGAUUUUCAUCUGCCACUGUAGGACUGAUAUACACAGUUUUACCAAUAUUUGGCCUUAUUGCAAAACCACUGUUUGGUGUGAUUGCCGACAGGUAUAAAAAACAAAAAGUUAUAUUUAUUUUAUUUCAAAUAUUGACUAUAGUUGGUUUUUGGUGUAUAUACGCGAUACCGGAAAGUCGAAAUUUGAGCGUUGAAUUAGACUGUGAUGGCGGGGUCACUAUGCUACAAAGUUGUUACAAGGACAAAGCGUCAGUGGACAUGUGUAAAGUCAACUCUUUAAGUAAUCUGAGUUCAAACGCCAGUACCUAUUGUCAGAUGAACUGUGACAUGACCUCUCCUAAAAUGUGGCAGACAGUUUGUGAACAUUGGCAUAUACCACAAUACUGCUACAGUCAUACGGAUAAUAUAAAAUAUACAUCUUCUGUCAGUAAUGUUACUGUAAAAGAAGAUAAUUGCGCAUAUAUUGCUGCGAACAACGUGACCUUGGAUGGUAAUAUAUUCAGUCCUAGUUGUCGUCUCGGAAGUGGAUACGUUGAUGUCAAUGAACCUUGCUCUUUGAAGUGUAAAAACGCAAAUCUGUCGGCUGCUAUAGCAAACCAAAAACCUAAUAUGACAUGUAUUGAUAAAAAUUUAAAUUACAAACUAUGUACAAACGACACAGCUGAAUUUACCAAACUCGCCAAUGAGACCAUAAGCACUGAUUGUGAGGCGUCAUGCGACCUUGACGUAAACACACCAUGGCGUCUUAUGGAGAUUUGCGAAUGGUGGAAAGCCGACACAGCUAGUUACUGCCAGCCAAAGACCGCGAAAAAUGAACAAUUCCCUUCGAACCUGUCAUUUACAGGAGUCUUACUCUUAUCGAAGACGAUGGCUGAACACGAGUGUGUUUAUAUGCGGCUUAACCACAUUGAGGUGCCCGACGGGAAAGGCGGAGUGACCAUACAUUAUCCAAACUGUGUAUCACAAGCUACAUAUCAACUCAAGUCUGAACUUUUUCAGUCUUCCUGUGAUAUACAUUGUGAGAAUACCGUGGUAAAUGAGUUAAUAGAGGGAGCCGCAGAAAGCAGACAAGAGGGUACUAAGGAGUAUACGUCACAGUUCUGGUUGUUCUUCUUCCUAAUGAUAGUCAGUUGGGUUGGCCAAGCCGUGGUUGUUACCUUCGCUGAUGCCAUCUGCUUCGAUCUUCUUGGUCCCAAAGUGUCACAAUACGGCAAACAGAGAUUAUGGGGGUCCGUAGGUUGGGGGGUCUUCUCCCUGUUGACCGGUGUCCUUAUAGAUUUGUUCAGUGACGGCGCAUACAAAGACUACACGGUGGCAUUUGUACUUAUGUUCGUGUUUAUGUUGGGAGAUGUCGUCGUAUCAUGUUUCUUAGAGACUGACACAACUAAAAUGUCAAUGAACAUAUUAGCUGAUGUGGGCACCUUGUUAUCGUCUUUACCCACAUUCUUGUUCCUGAUGUGGACAGUAGCGGUGGGCAUGUGCACUGGCCUCAUAUGGCAGUUCCUGUUCUGGCUCCUCGAAGACAUGUCUGGCCUGACCUGCGAUGGAGCCACUUAUAUCAAAACUCUACAAGGAUUAGUGAGCGCUAUACAAACUUUUGGCGGUGAAAUUCCCUUCCUUUUUGUGUCUGGUUACAUACUUAAAAAAGUUGGUCACAUUAACAUGAUGAGUAUAGUCCUAUUGGCAUUCGGUGUCAGGUUCAUACUCUACUCGCUUCUGUCCGAUCCCUGGUGGGCGCUGCCCAUAGAGUUAUUCCAAGGGAUUACAUUCGGCAUGUUCUAUCCUACCAUGACGUCAUAUGCCAAUAUUGUUUCUCUACCAGGGACUGAGACAACAGUACAGGGUUUAGUUGGAGCUGUAUUUGAGGGCGUGGGUACUUCGUUAGGCAGUUUCGUGGGCGGUCGAUUAUAUGGUACUUAUGGUGGCUGGGUUACCUUCCGUGCCUUUGGAAUUGGUGCCCUGGUGUGCUGUGCUCUCAACUCCUUAGCUUUCUACAUCAUCAAGGAUAAGCUCGGCGAAGCGAGAGUGCCUUCAGGAUAUCGCUAUGAACAUCCCAACGAUAUGGUGUAUAUGUUGGAAGAUAUGACCGACGGAAGAUCGUGAGGAUUUACAGAUGAAUUGUUAAAAUAUAUAAUCGUUCUGGUAUAUUAUAGGAAUAGUUAAGUAUCAUUUUCUUAAUUUCCAUCGGCACUACUCAGUUGCGUAGAAAACAACCUAACAUCGGCCAUAGCCAGUUAAUGGAAUACAGACCUUAUUACUUUGCGUUAUGGUUUUUAAUAAAGAAUGACAUAUUAAUACUUUGCGGCUCGAAAAAUACUUUCAUGAUACUUACAUAGUAUGUCGGUGGAACUUAUAAAUGUGAUACUACUAUAAUACACUACCGGUUCGAAUAAUUUUCCCAUUAGCAGCACACUUGUAGAAACUUGUAUAAGUUAAAAUGUACUUUUUUUAUACUUGCGGUAGGCACUGCCGAUGGGCAAGUUAUAAAAUAGUAAUAUAUUCUAGUGUAUAAAUAAGUUCUGUGAUGAGAUAGGUUUAAUAAUAUGUUUGUAAAGAGUGUGCUGUUUAGCACAAAAUAUUGUAAAACACAAUGUAUAAAUUUGAUACAAAUUAUACAGCCGUUGUUGAAAUGUUAAAUUCUUACAGACACAACAACUUUUGAUCGUUUGUUUCAAAGGGUCUUUCAGAUUUUUAUUUAUUCGUUUUGAAAUCAAAAAUUUUACAUUUAUUUGAGAUUAUAAAAAAAAUACCUUAAAAUCCGUAUUACCCUUGACUAAUCUAUGUAGGUAUAUAAUGCAUAUGUUUUAAUGAGUCAUAUCUAUAGUUCCUUAUUUACAACUUUUUUCUGUAUAUAUUUAUAUUACCUGAGCCAGUAUUUACAAGGCCAAAUAGAUAACAGUUUUAACUAACAUAUUUAUAUAAUCCAUGCAUAUCUAGGAAGACAAAGUAGGUUUUUUUUCAAUAUUAAAUAGAAAUGUGAUAUAAAAAGACUAGAAAUUUGCCCUUGAUUGUAUGUAGGCCGCACUUUAUUCUGCGGGGCUGCGUUUUAGCAAUAACUUAUUAUGCUUGCCUUGCUAUGUAAAUUUAGAGUAUUAGAAGCUGUACUUAAUUUUUUAACAGUCAUAUUAUUUAGUGUUAUGUUACUAAAGUCAAUAACUGCUCAAAACCCUCGUCAGUAAUAAUUUUCUCCGUCCUGUUUAUUAAUGAUAAUAUUUUUAUGUGAUAUCACUGUCAUUUUAUUUAUUUUUGUUUGCUCAAUUUUGUGAAGAUCAUUUUGAUCUUAGUAUGUUAUUUAUUGAUGAAUAUUAAAGUAUCCACUGCCAACGGAGGGGAUUUUGAAUGAUGGCAACAAAACAUUUGUCUGCGUCACUUCAAACCGGUUGUGCGCUAGAUCUAAGUAACGUUUUCAAAUAUCCAUUUAUUCUACAAAUUAGUCACAUGAUAGUCAAAUGUCAUGAAAGUAUGACAUUUAAGAAGGAUUUUUAAUCAGUAUCGAUCUUCAAACUAAUGUCCCUGAAUGAUACUAAUACUUAUCAGCACGAUUACUCCUUAAAGUUUUCUUUAAGGUCUCUUUUAUGUUUUGUUCGGUUUCUGCAAACAAUCUAUUCAACAUACCGAAAUACAUAUCACUAGUGUACUUACUUGCUUAAUUUAUAAUUUAAAUAAUAAUAAUAAUAUGUAUUUAAGGUGCGAUUGCAUUAAGCAUUCAUUUUAGAUUUUUGAAAGGUUAUGGUUAUGAGAUAUGUGUUUAAAACUAGUACAAUAGUAAAAUAAACAAAUUUAUGUGUUUUUAACGUUAUUGCAACUAUGUCAUUUAUAAUAAGCUUCAUAGUUUCAAUAAGCUCUUAACUUAUUUACAUAAUUACAUAACCAAUCAUUUUACUAUAUAACAAUUGUUAAAUUCCAAUAAAUGUGUUUUUUUUUUGACAAUUAUAAAGAUUAUGUAGGUAUUUGUCCCCCCGUUUUUAUUGUUAGUCAGUCGACACUAGAGAAAAAUUGAUAAAGUUUUAAAUGUCGGUAAAUAGAUGGUACCUUUUAAAAACAAAUACAUAUUAUUAAUUUUAAUAAUAUUAAUUUGUUUUUUGGGGUCGAUCAGCUGUAAGAUAUAUUUAGAAUAUACAUAGUUUUAUAUUGGGUUUGUUCGCAUGCUUAUUUAUUGGCGACAUGGCAAUAGCAAUUUAUUGGCAUUUAUUAAUUUGUCCCGUUCUUCGAUCAAAUAUAUCACUUGAAUCAUUGCUCGUUGAACGGCGUCUGCUCAUUAACAUUGUUCGCAACUCAGAAUGAUUUAUCACUUAUUGUUGCCGUGACAUUUAAUUGUGUUGUAUGUUUGAUGUAACAAGUAUUGUUGUGAAUGUUGAAUGGAUCGAUUUCAUUUUUAAAUCUUCUUAUUUGUUUCCGCUUAUUUUAUGUGAUUUUAUUCUAUAUCUGUAACGGUACUGUUUCGAAGUUAUAACAGUUUUUGCUAGUUAAAAACAAAGUUUAACAACAAAUCAGCUGUUAAUUUCAAAGAUAUAUGUAUUUCCUGGGCAUCGAUUCUGCUAUUUACAACGGCCGAUGAAUGAAUGGCAAUUGGAUUAAAUUUGGAACUAUUCAUAUUCUCUUAAGCA
Molecule: messenger RNA, 5024 nt
Organism: Trichoplusia ni (cabbage looper)
Lineage: Eukaryota; Metazoa; Arthropoda; Insecta; Lepidoptera; Noctuidae
Gene: Sugb
Product: major facilitator superfamily domain-containing protein 6
Exons: 14
Coding region: 298-2520 (740 amino acids)
Cellular component (GO): membrane
Molecular function (GO): transmembrane transporter activity
Source: RefSeq, a predicted model, not a curated record